Molecule: messenger RNA, 1818 nt
Organism: Scleropages formosus (Asian bonytongue)
Lineage: Eukaryota; Metazoa; Chordata; Actinopteri; Osteoglossiformes; Osteoglossidae
Gene: ift57
Product: intraflagellar transport 57 homolog (Chlamydomonas)
Exons: 11
Coding region: 475-1704 (409 amino acids)
Biological process (GO): non-motile cilium assembly; intraciliary transport
Cellular component (GO): microtubule organizing center; cilium; Golgi apparatus
Source: RefSeq, a predicted model, not a curated record
GUGGGUUUCUCCCGGAGCAGACGCAAGACUCUGUUCGGUGUGCGUGAUAUGCGGCUGCGUUCAGACGCGGACUUUCCUAGGAGAGAUGUGCUCCGCUGUAGAGCGUGGCGGCGCCUUGUGCCGCGUUUUUGACGCUUAGUUUGGCGCGAGCUCAGGGCGCAGCAGGAGCCCUCCGCGGUUCCGCACGUCACGUGACACGUGCACUGCAGCUGUGUGUUCGCCUCAGGCAGUCGGACUUAGGCUAAGCUAGUAGCUAAUAGGUAGGUAGUACUGGUAAAAUAGGUGGUAGGUAGGUAGUAUUGGUAAUAGGUAGUUCGCUAGAUAGUACUGGUAUAUUUAUAGCUUAGUAAGUGGUAAUAGCUAGUGGGUAAUGCUAGAUAAUAGUAGUUUGCAGUGCUAGUACUACUAGUAGUAGUAGUAGUUAGUGACACAGCUGCAGGGGCUCCUCUUUCUUCUUGUUCUUCACACUUAGACAUGAUGGAGGAGGAGGAGCGCGGCCCCGGGGCCCUUUAUCACAUGUUUGUGCUCAUGGAGGAUUUGCUGGAUAAACUCAAACUGUUGGACUAUGAGAGUGAAGUGCUGGAGAAACACAACAUGAAGGCCUUGUCCAGGCAUUACUUUGCAUCCAGCCCCUACAUGCCCUCGAACCCGGGCGAGCAGUUUUACACCUUCAGCAUCUUGGCUUGGUGGCUCAUCAACGAGGCAGGUCGACCCUUUGAGCAGCCGCAAGAGUACGAUGAUCCCAACGCCACCGUGUCCAGGAUCCUGGCAGAGCUUCGCACCCUGGGAGGACAAGUUGACUUCCCUCCCUCCAAACUGAAAACUGGAUCAGGGGAACACGUGUGCUAUGUGCUGGACCGUCUCGCUGAAGAGGCCUUGAAGAAGAGAGGAUUUACAUGGAAGAAACCCAACUACCCCACAGAGGAGAUGGAGGAGGAGUCCCUUGUGGAGGACGAUGCUGAACUCACACUGAGCAAAGUGGAGGAAGGCAUGAUUGAGGAACCUGAUGACAAUGAAGAGGAACAUCUCAUUGAUCUUGAAGCGUUGAAGGCAAGGACCAAUCAGAACGAGACGGACACUUCUUCAAAGCCGGAUGACAUUUUGGAGUCCAACGUAGAUGCAGCUGAAUGGAACCUGGAGGUGGAGAGAGUACUUCCGCAGCUCAAGGUGACAGUGAGAUCAGACAACAAGGACUGGAGGAUCCAUGUGGACCAAAUGCACCAGCACAAAGACGGCAUCGAGUCGUCUCUGAAGGAAGCCAAGGGCCUCCUCGACAAGCUCCAGGAAGAGAUCAACAGGACCCUGGAGAAAGUGGGCAGUCGGGAGAAGUACAUCAAUAAUCAGCUGGAGCACCUGGUCCAGGAGUACCGCAGCGCUCAGUCAAAGCUCAGUGAGGCUAAGGAGCACUAUCAACAAGGCAGCGGCGGAGUGACAGAGAGGACCAGAAUUUUGUCUGAGAUCACUGAGGAGCUGGAGAAAGUAAAGCAGGAGAUGGAGGAAAAGGGAAGCAGGAUGUCGGAUGGAGCACCAGUGGUGAAGAUCAAGCAAAGCCUGACGAAACUGAAGCAGGAGAUUGUUCAGAUGGACAUCCGCAUCGGCGUGGUGGAACACACCCUGCUGCAGGCGAAGCUAAAGGAGAAGUCCAACAUGACGAGGGACAUGCACGCCACCAACAUUCCCGAGCCUGCCAUUGGGGGAUACUGACUUCACGUGCCAGGCCCCACACGUGGCACCAGGACGUGCAGUCUGGUUAAAGUCAUGAUGUCGCUGUACUCCUCUGUCCUAUAUGUUUAAUCUCUUUUGUAUGUUUUGGCAGUA